Messenger RNA from Pleurotus ostreatus (oyster mushroom), 3228 nucleotides. RefSeq lists its product as uncharacterized. NCBI's taxonomy places the organism in Eukaryota, Fungi, Basidiomycota, Agaricomycetes, Agaricales, Pleurotaceae. Bases 1 to 3228 code for a protein of 1075 amino acids. The transcript has 3 exons. The record is from RefSeq and is a predicted model, not a curated record.
AUGUCGACCUUCACAGAUAUGUCACUCACUGACUUCCUCAUCCGCUAUUCCGAAAUCAUGGAAGAUGAAAGCAGUGAUAAUUUGGACCGAGAUCUUGUCAAUUUUGCACUAGCUGGUAUUGAUGUGGAUGAAUCUCGUUUUCGCAUCAACAUGGUCAACACCUACCGUCUUCGUAUCGGCGGUGGAAUGCCAAAUAUCACACGGGACUAUGAUUCAUUCAUCGGCUUUACCGACCGUAUUCCCAUCAAACGUGAUCUCUACUUGUAUGCAUUGCCUCCACAUCAUAUUUCAACAAUUGCGCAGUCAAUGCACCUCAAAGUUCCAUUUCGCACAUCAAAGGGCAUUCAAAACUUGGAUCCAUCGACGGUUCCAAAUGUCUUGCUUGGAAAAUACAAUGACCGACACCAGCUUCGAAUUUUCUUUCCAUCGCUGUGGUCUGAAACUCAAUCAUCAGUUAAACUGACCAGUGAAAAAGCCGAGAUGCUCUAUGACGAUAUUCUCUACCCAACGGUGGUCACGGUUGCUCCAGCAUUGGCAAAAGAUUGGCCGACAUCUCUUGAAGUGGAGCGUUUUCGUUCAAGAACCACACGAUCGGCUUUUCAGAACACCGCAUAUAUUCUCAGUGCCGACAUCAUCAGUCUGUUCAAGCACGAGCUCAGCCGCCGGUUGCAGGAGCACGAGUUCUUCAAACAUGCAGUCUUUUGCACACACAUUCAAGGAAUAAAAGCCUCUACCAUGCACGACAUGUCUGCACUCUCCGCGGAUAUCGCCCUGACAAGAAUGCUUGAAGAUUUUGACACCGUUCAAGGAUUGUGGUGGGUUGAUGUUGGCCUUGAAAUUCAAGACGGCGACCGCGCAAUUCUCUGGCGCAAGGAUGCAGCACCGAACUUGCUCUCCUAUGUGUUAGGUAACACACUUGAUGAAGCGGGGCGAAUCGUUCACAGCACACAGUUUCAAGAAGAUGUCAAUUCCCACUUACUCGAAGUUGCGGGAUUCCGUGUUGGCUUCGUGACCCCCAUCGGCGAUAACGAAAUUGCCUAUGUUCAAGCCUAUACUACCGACAAAAGCUUGACAUAUCACAAACACGGCUUUCAGCACUCGCAAGCUCUUACAGGGCUAGCUGCCCUAACAGGGAAUCCGCCAAAAUACUGCACCGAUCUUACCGCAGCAUACACGGAUGCAAAACAGAAGAAUGUGGCCGCAAGAUUGGAGGUUCGCCUUCCGAUUGAAUUUGCCUUGCAGUAUAUGCUCGAGUUCGACUAUGAUGUGCUUCGUCAUAGUGUUCUAAGUGUGCACCGGGAGAAUUUUUGGAAUUGGCGCAUCGUUCGAAUGGAUGCCUUCUCGCGACUUCUUUCUGCGAUGAAUGAUCAAAGUGCGGAGCAAACUGUCACUACCGCUGUUAUGAGCACCUACGCUGCCGUGGUUUGGAUGAUCAACGGCGUUCACAGCCGUCCGAAUUCUGAAUCAGGUGGUCGUGCGUGCCAGAAGAUUGCAAUACCAUUGUUUGAAGACUACAGCGCUACCGACUUGCAGGCUGCCGGUUAUGCCGACCGCGAACUCAACGCACUCGAAGAACAAUAUGCUGAGUCUCCUUUCUCCCCCUUCAAUGUUGUAUUCAUGCGACGCAUCUUCUUUCCACCUGAAACCAACACCGUGCGACUGCCAAUGGGACGCGUCCUUCCCGAGAAGUUCUAUAACUGGAUGUUCGGGAAGUCUCUCGCUGAUCUACGGCUUCAGUUCAAGGCUACUGGCAUUAUCAGACGCAGAGACUUACCUGCGCAACGGUAUCCGAUGAAUAAGGGCCUCAGUCGAGCACGCAUAGGACCAACUCCAGCGAGCGCGUUUUUCGUAGGCUUGAGCGAGAUAGAAGAAGAACCUGUUAUUGACGUGGGUCCGGAUGUCCCCGUGAAUCAACAAGUAUUCGACGAUGAAGAACAGGAGCGAACCGUCGAAGAGAAGGUGGCGGACAUUUGGGCGCAGUUCCCUUGCUGUGUCCUUCAGAAAAUAGGCAAUCCAAAGUCCAAGUGGUCGCUCCCGAGCUACUGCAGAAUCCAUCAGCAAGACAGGCAGAAGGUCACGAUCGAUGUCAUGAAAGACACGAACCUUGCGAAGGUCUUCGCGCGGGUUCAAGUCUCUCUUACAACCAUCCAACGGUGGCGUACAGCGUUCGAGGCUUGUUUCCCGCCGAAAGGUCACAUUACGCCCAAAUCCGCGCAGGCUUGGACCCAAAUGCGAUACUAUAUGAAUUGGAAGACGCUGGUGGCCUCUUUACAAGCCCCAGAUGCUGAUAGAGUGCGGGAAAUACUAUGGCACGAGUUCGAGAAACUUACCUGGAUCCCUGCCGCAACCGGUGAUCGACCAUGGCGCACGGACAGGCAAUCAUCAUGGACCCAGUUACCACCGCUGGACCACCAGGGGCCGUUCUCAGAGCCGAAUAUCCCCGGUCCCCAGAUUCUAUGGAGCCCAUUCGCAGACCCCAACAUAGUUUGGGAUCCCUCAGUUCCACUUGUACUCGCGCUCCCGCCUGCAGGUUCGUUGCGAGUCAAUGGCGAAGUUCCGGAUGUGCGACUCGCUGAUGAAGAUGAGCUAUCUGGUGACGAAGCAGAGGAAGCAGAAGUUUUGCGAGAGAUAUCUGUUGUAGACGACGGGCAUCCUGGUGGCCCGCGCGGAAGGAGGGAAAAUCGUGAAGAGAGCGCCCCAGCAAUUCAGGGGGGCAGCCGUCAGAGUACCGCCAACUCUAAUCGACACGGGCACUGUAGUCGCCCGCGCGCGCAUGGGCAGCAACGCGCCCUGACAGACUUCUUUGAACCUCCACGAAGUGGGAGUCCAUUCGCAUCUCCGCGAAUUGGGACACCAGGUGGCCCGCAGAGGAGGCAGAGCACUCUGUCUGAUUUCUUCACACCUCCACGCUCAGGUCGCCCGAGCGCAACGCCAGUGGGAAGUCGUGCUAGUAGUCGCGCAGCAAGCCUGGCACCCAACGGGCCACCUGGUCGCCCGAGCGCAACGCCAGUGGGAAGUCUCAUCAACAGGACUCACUCGUCCUUGGGGCGCAGAUCACGGAGAGAGGAGGAGGAAUCCCAAGACAGUGUGACGCCCGAUCCGAAGAGAAUCAGGGUUGGGCUGGAGGACGACGGCGACGACGAAAUUGAGGUGAUGGGAGUGGACGAGGAGCGGCGUGUUGUCGAUAUUGAAGCUUUGAGGCAGGAGGAAGAAGAAUCCUCAGAGUGA